CCCCGUCCCUUGUCCCCACGUCCCGUCCAUUCCUCUACUGGCUACUAGAAGGGAAACCCACCAUGCCGCGUUAUGUGCAAAAACGCUUGCUCUCUUUCAUGGUCCUCCGAUAGUGGUGAAGAUGGCAAUGAUGCCACGUCCGCAGCCCCCACUCCCACUGGAUCACAGAAGAGACCGUAGACCAGACCAGCCCAAAGACACCGGAGAUGGAGACAACGACGGUAUACCAGCUCUCAACGGGGACGCCAUUGGCUGCAUCCUCGGACGACGCAAGCACCCCAGCUCUGCUGGACUUGAAACGGAAAACAAAGCAGAUCGUGCAGACCCUCUCUUCGCCAGAACAACCUGCAGCGGGGAAUAUCGUCUCGAAACCAUACACGAUCCACUACCAGUCCGACCGGGACAGCGAUGUGCUGGUGCUGGUGAUAACGGCAGAGUCUUUCCCCAGCCAGUUGGCACUGAGCUAUCUCUGCGAGCUCCACGACGAGUUUGUCCACAUCCACUCGAAGGAGCUGCAGUCGGCGUCGCAAAGACAAGAGACACUCAGACCGUACCAGUUUAUGUCGUUUGAGACGUUCAUCUCCAAGACAAAGAGGGUUUAUGCCGACUCAAGAGCCAAGGACGGCCUCUCCGACGUCAACAAUCAGCUGAGAGACGUGAAGAACAUCAUGAACAAAAACAUCAACGACUUGCUCAACAGAGGUGAAGAGCUACACACGUUGCAGGACCUUUCGUCGUCCUUGAGAGAGCAGAGUAUCAAGUACAAGAAGUAUGCAAAGAAGAUCAAUUGGGACCUCUUCAUAAAGCAGUACGCCCCGCUCACCAUCGUCGUCCUUGUUGUUAUCCUCAUUCUCUACAGAUGGAUUGCUUGAGCCAUCACGAACGGCACCCAAGGUUUUACAAAUCAUAUAGUCUAAUCU
Molecule: messenger RNA, 920 nt
Organism: Pichia membranifaciens NRRL Y-2026
Lineage: Eukaryota; Fungi; Ascomycota; Pichiomycetes; Pichiales; Pichiaceae
Exons: 1
Coding region: 207-872 (221 amino acids)
Biological process (GO): retrograde vesicle-mediated transport, Golgi to endoplasmic reticulum; endoplasmic reticulum to Golgi vesicle-mediated transport; vesicle fusion with Golgi apparatus
Cellular component (GO): Golgi membrane; SNARE complex; endoplasmic reticulum-Golgi intermediate compartment
Molecular function (GO): SNAP receptor activity
Source: RefSeq, a predicted model, not a curated record